GCCCUCCACCUCUCCUCAUGGCGGCGGCGGCGGCGGCGCCGGAGUUGCGCCUGGACGGCUCAAUCCGCUUCUGGGUUCUGCUGCCGGUGGCCUGGAUCGCGCUGGCUGUCGGGAUUCUGCGGCUGCGCGUCGCGGGGCUGUUGCGCGGCGAGCGCGAGCUGGGCUGGCGCGAGCAACGGCAGGACACGCAGAUUCUGGCUCGUAGCCACCUCCUGAGGGAAAAUGGACGCUUCCUAACUCAACAGGGCUUUCUCAUGCGCAAACAUUACUUCAAUAACCCCGAAAGCGGCUUUUUCCGCAAAACCAAACGUAAGAUUCAGCCUCGAAACCCACUGACAGACCCUACUAUGGUCACAGAGAUGAUGAAAGGCAAUAUCAUCAAUGUGCUGCCCAUGAUCCUUGUUGGAGGCUGGAUCAACUGGGCUUUCUCUGGCUUUGUGGCUACCAAGGUUCCCUUCCCCCUGACCCUGCGGUUCAAGCCCAUGCUGCAGCGUGGAAUUAAUCUGCCUUCCCUGGAUGCCUCUUGGGUGAGUUCAGCCUCCUGGUAUUUCCUCAACGUCUUUGGCCUGCGCCGAAUGUACAUCAUCAUCCUGGGGGAAGAGACUGCUGCAGAGCAGGGUCAAUACCCUUGGCAAGACCAGUUCCUGGGCCCAUCCGUGCCUGCUCCCCCUGAUCCCAACAAGGCCUUCAAGGCUGAAUGGGAAGCAUUAGAGCUGGCCUCUCACCGCUGGGCUCUUCAAGAUGUUGAACAAGAACUGAUGUCACAGGACCUUGAGCUGGAAGGGAUGUUUGGGCCAGACUGACCUCAGCCAUAGUAGCUGUGGAUCCUAACAAGCACUGAUGGGGCAACUCUGCGCAUGCAGAGGGUGCCCCAGUCCCUGGGAUGCCACCCAGGGCAGAGGGCCACCUCAUUAUGCAUGAUGUGUUAAAAGUGUGGAUUGGCUUUUCGUCUGUAGAGUCAAGAAGCUGCUGCAGGGGGCUGGCGUCCAUGGACAGACCACAGUCAGGCAGAGCAGCUGGCAGUAGCACCACUUUAGCUAGCUCUUAGUGGUUGAAGCAUUGAGAAUGGGUUGGAGCAAGCGAGAGCUGCUGUUCUCCUUCAGCUUGGAGGGAUGAAAAACAACUUGGUAAGAGGCCUCAACAUGUAAAACUGAAUGUCGGUUGCAGACGUGUUUGGUUAUUAAACUGACAUGCUUUGCUUUAUUGUUCCAUACCUGCUCUUUGUGUGCUCCACAGCUGGUGGCAAACACCUAAAAUUUAGAUUUUGCUAGUUUCCUCCAAAUAAUACCCUGAAAGAAUGCCACCCUUACUAAGAAAUAUCCCUCGAGACAUUUUUAAUUUAGAAUGAAAAUGGAGGGACUGUCCAAUCCUAGAACAUCAGUUACCUGUUCCUCUACAAGUGCAGGAAGCUUGAAACAGAAUCCAACAGAGUCCUUUGGCUUUUGUAGCCAUAAGAAUUCAUGUUUAAGGCUAUUCUCCAUCUAGACCAGCCUUCCAGACAAUCAUCCCACACACCCCUCUCCCCAAAAGGGGAGUUUGCAGCCCACAGGUGAAGAACUCGGGCAAUGAUUUUCCCAUGCCAGCAGCAUCAAGGCUCCCUGCUCCCCCAUAAGGAGACACCCUACUAAAAGGUUAAAGCUUCAAAGAAAAUGUUCUUCACCUGUGUCAGCUUCAAGGCUACUCUACUACAAAUAAAGAGCGUGCAAGGCUAUAGAUCCCUUCCUAGGGUAUAGCAGUCCUUAAGUGAAUCUGGUAUCUGCA
Molecule: messenger RNA, 1761 nt
Organism: Pogona vitticeps (central bearded dragon)
Lineage: Eukaryota; Metazoa; Chordata; Lepidosauria; Squamata; Agamidae
Product: ER membrane protein complex subunit 3
Biological process (GO): protein folding in endoplasmic reticulum
Cellular component (GO): EMC complex; membrane
Source: RefSeq, a predicted model, not a curated record